This is a messenger RNA of Tarenaya hassleriana, 3047 nucleotides long. Its product is annotated as L-arabinokinase. Bases 25 to 2925 code for a protein of 966 amino acids. The record is from RefSeq and is a predicted model, not a curated record. The transcript is spliced from 28 exons. Lineage: Eukaryota; Viridiplantae; Streptophyta; Magnoliopsida; Brassicales; Cleomaceae. Gene Ontology annotation, molecular function: ATP binding.
AUAAAACAGGUGUUCUGAAGAAAGAUGUCUGAAUCCGAACCUGCUUCUCGGCGUCUCGUUUUCGCCUAUUAUGUAACUGGGCACGGAUUUGGGCACGCCACUCGUGUUGUCGAGGUGGUUCGCCAUCUCAUCUCGUCUGGACAUCAAGUUCAUGUCGUCUCUGCAGCUCCAGAAUUUGUCUUCACCCUCGAAAUCCAAUCCCCGGAUUUGUUCAUUCGCAAGGUGCUCUUGGACAGUGGAUCAGUGCAAGCCGAUGCUUUAACCGUUGAUCGUCUUGCCUCUUUGGAAAAGUAUUCUCAGAUCGCGGUUGAACCUCGAGACUCUAUUUUGGCGGCAGAGGUUGAAUGGUUGAAGUCCAUCAAAGCCAACCUAGUGGUCUCGGAUGUUGUCCCUAUCGCAUGCCGUGCAGCAGCAGAUGCUGGAAUCCGUUCUGUUUGUGUCACCAACUUUAGCUGGGACUUUAUCUAUGCAGAGUAUGUGAUGGCAGCAGGACAUCAUCAUCGAUCCAUAGUAUGGCAGAUAGCCGAGGAUUAUUCGCACUGCGAGUUUCUGAUACGGCUGCCUGGACACUGUCCUAUGCCGGCUUUUCAUGAUGUCAUUGAUAUCCCCCUCGUCGUAAGGAAAUUUCGCAAGACCAGACAAGAGGUCAGACGAGAUCUUGGGAUUCCAGACAAUGUGAAACUACUAAUCUUCAACUUUGGUGGGCAGCCAACUGGAUGGACAUUAAAGGAGGAGUAUUUACCGGCUGGUUGGUUAUGUCUGGUCUGUGGAGCUUCCGAGAAUCAGAAGCUCCCUCCAAAUUUUAUUGCACUACCAAAGAAUACUUAUACACCUGAUGCGAUUUCAGCUUCAGACUGCAUGCUCGGAAAAAUUGGAUAUGGAACUGUCAGUGAAGCUCUUGCAUACAAAUUACCCUUCAUAUUUGUGCGAAGGGACUAUUUCAAUGAAGAACCGUUCCUAAGACAGAUGCUCGAGCACUACGAAGGAGGAGUUGAAAUGAUAAGGAGGGAUCUACUGACUGGAUGCUGGGCACCGUAUCUUGAACGUGCAGUUACGUUGAAACCGUGUUAUGACGGAGGCAUCAAUGGCGGUGAGGUGGCAGCGAAAAUACUUCAGGAUACCGCACGGGGGAAAAAACGUUUGAAUCUCAACCUUAGUGGAGCAAGAAGGUUACGGGAUGCAAUCAUACUCGGCUUCCAGCUUCAGAGAGCACCCGGUAGAGAUAUUUCUGUUCCAGAAUGGUACCAAGUUGCUGAAAACGAAGCCGGGAUGGCUCGGGAUGAUCAGACGCAGAAAACCACCAAAUCGGUAGAAGGCUUCGAGAUUGUUCAGGGAGACCACCAAGGCCUUUCUGAUACGAUCAGCUUCUUGAACAGCUUAGCAGAACUAGGUAACGUAGGUGGCGCCCCCGAGCGUCAGGCAAGGGAAAAUUUGGCGGCUGCAAGGUUAUUUAACUGGGAGGACGAUAUAUUCGUGGCAAGAGCCCCGGGUAGGCUUGAUGUAAUGGGAGGGAUUGCUGAUUAUUCGGGAAGUCUUGUUCUUCAGAUGCCAACUAGAGAGGCAUGUCAUGCCGCUGUUCAGAGGAAUCAUCCGAGUAAACAGAAACUCUGGAAGCACGCUGAGGCUCGGCGCCACGCAAGAGAUUCGCCGAUUCUUGAAAUCGUUUCGUUUGGAUCCGAGCUGAGCAACAGAGGGCCAACAUUCGACAUGGACCUGUCGGAUUUCAUGGAAGAUGGAAAACCAAUAUCCUACGAGAAAGCCUGCCAAUACUUUUCCCGGGAUCCAUCUCAGAAGUGGGCGGCUUAUGUUGCGGGUACCAUUCUCGUACUAAUGAGAGAACUGGGUGUUCGGUUUGAAGACAGUAUUAGUAUACUGGUUUCUUCAACGGUUCCAGAAGGGAAAGGAGUAUCGUCCUCUGCCUCGGUUGAAGUUGCAACCAUGUCAGCUGUUGCUGCUGCUCAUUGUCUGGAAAUUUCUCCUCGCGAUGUGGCUUUGCUUUGCCAAAAGGUCGAGAACUACGUCGUUGGAGCACCGUGUGGAGUGAUGGAUCAAAUGGCUUCCGCUUGUGGAGAAGCUAACAAACUUCUUGCAAUGAUAUGUCAGCCUGCCGAGAUACUCGGACUCGUCGAAAUACCUCCUCAUAUACGAUUUUGGGGCAUCGAUUCCGGAAUACGACACAGUGUCGGUGGUUCAGAUUACGGUUCUGUAAGGAUAGGCACUUUUAUCGGCAGAACGCUCAUAAAGUCUGUUGCCUCGGGAUUGUCUUCACGUUCUUCUCCGCAAUUUAACUCGGAAGAGAUUGAGGAAGAGAGCUUGGGGUUAAUUGAAGCUGAGGCAUCCUUGGAUUACUUAUGCAACCUCCCUCCUCAUAGAUAUGAAGCCCUCUAUUCAAGCAAGAUCCCGGGAAAUAUGACGGGAGAAGAGUUCAUCGAGAAGUACGGGGAUCACGGGGAUUCAGUCACUACCAUAGACAGAAAAACCACGUAUGAGAUCAGUGCAGCCACCCGACAUCCGAUUUACGAGAAUUUCCGCGUUCAGGCUUUCAAAGCAUUGUUGAGUGCAGCUCCGUCAGAGGAGCAGAUCAUCGGUCUUGGGGAAAUGAUGUAUCAGUGUCAUUACAGUUACAGCGCGUGCGGGUUAGGCUCGGAUGGGACGGAUAGACUGGUCAGACUGGUGCAGAAUAUGCAGCAUUCUAAGGUGUCGAGAUCUGAGAACGGGACUCUAUACGGGGCCAAGAUCACGGGAGGCGGCAGCGGAGGCACGGUCUGCGUAAUCGGAAGGAACAGCUUGAGAAGCAGUGAACACAUUCUACAGAUACAGAAGAAGUACAGGGAGGCGACAGGGUUCAUGCCGUACGUGUUCGAGGGUUCUUCUCCAGGCGCCGGCAAGUUUGGAUACCUCAAGAUUCGCAAGAUCUCUUCUUAAAUAUUCCCUCUCUUUCCAACUUUGAUCUCUAAUGUUUUUUUCUUUCUAUGGUUCAGAUUUCUUACAUUUUUUUUUGUUCUUGUCCGGAGAUGUAUGUUUUAUCAUCCUCUUCCUUCCACCAU